Molecule: messenger RNA, 1464 nt
Organism: Astyanax mexicanus (Mexican tetra)
Lineage: Eukaryota; Metazoa; Chordata; Actinopteri; Characiformes; Acestrorhamphidae
Product: alpha-N-acetylgalactosaminidase
Exons: 9
Coding region: 112-1323 (403 amino acids)
Biological process (GO): glycoside catabolic process; oligosaccharide metabolic process; glycosylceramide catabolic process
Cellular component (GO): cytoplasm
Molecular function (GO): alpha-galactosidase activity
Source: RefSeq, a predicted model, not a curated record
CCUUUAACGUCUGACCUGAUCUUACCACACUUUGAGACUACGCUACAAACCAGGAAGCACAACACAACCGCAAGAUCUUCUGAAGACUGAAUAAGUGAUAAUAACACAGAGAUGCUCUUGAAGCUAACACUGCUGCUGCUGCUGGCUUUACCCACUCUGGCGCUGGAUAAUGGGCUGGCGAGGACGCCCCCUAUGGGCUGGAUGUCCUGGGAGCGGUUCCGCUGUAAUAUCGACUGCAGGAAUGAUCCUAACAACUGCAUCAGUGAAGCUCUGUAUAAAGACAUGGCGGAGCAGUUAGUGGAGGAUGGCUGGUUAAAGCUGGGUUAUGAGUACCUCAUUAUCGACGACUGCUGGUCAUUCACCUCCAGAGACAGCAGGGGGCGCUUAAUGCCAGACCCAGUCAGAUUUCCAAAUGGAAUUCCGAAGCUGGCGCAUUAUGUUCACCAGCUCGGCCUCAAGCUGGGUAUUUACGCAGACAUGGGCACACACACGUGUGCUGGGUACCCUGGCACCACACUGGAGCAGAUACAGACAGACGCUCAGACAUUUGCAGAGUGGCAGGUGGACAUGCUGAAGUUUGAUGGAUGCAAUUCAAAUGCUGAAGAACAGCAGCAGGGUUAUCCUCUGAUGUCCAAGGCUCUGAAUGCUACUGGACGUCCGAUUGUCUACGCCUGCAGCUGGCCUGUUUAUCGCGGUGGACUCCCUCCCAGCGUGAACUACACCCUUCUGGGAGAAAUCUGUAACCUGUGGAGAAACUAUUAUGACAUUGAAGACUCGUGGGACAGUGUGCUGAACAUUGUUGAUUGGUUCUUCCAAAGCCAGGACUACCUGCAGCCUGCUUCAGGACCUGGACGCUGGAAUGACCCUGACAUGCUGAUCAUUGGGAACUUUGGGUUGAGUUUGGAACAGUCAAAAGCUCAGAUGGCGUUAUGGGCUAUCAUGGCUGCACCUCUGAUCAUGUCAAAUGAUCUAAGAACUCUGAGCAGUGAAGCCCGGAAUAUCCUGCAGAACAAAGCUGUCAUCGCCAUCAACCAGGACCCUCUGGGAAUCCAGGGAAGACGCAUCCUGAAGGAUGAGGGCCAUAUCGAGGUGUUCUGGAGGCCUCUGUCUAAAUCUGCCAGUGCCCUGGUUUUCCUGAGCCGACGGACAGACAUGCCCUACCGCUACCACUCAACCCUCAGCCUGCUCAACUACACCACCGGCAGCUACACGGCCUACGACGUGUUUAAAGAUGAAAUAGUGUUUUUGCCUUCAGAAAAAACUCACUUCACCAUCACCAUCAACCCUAGUGGAGUAGUGAUGUGGUAUAUUUACCCUGAUUAAUCCUGGGAGAACAUCGAGGAGUUCUGAGAAAAACAACUUUUCCCCAAUUCUGCUUUGAAUUCAAACACUUACAAUUCCUGUCCUGUUCACACUGUGAAUUUAUUUGCACAAUUAAUAAAACAGUGUUCUAGAAACAUAUAA